Funneliformis mosseae is the source of this 663-nucleotide messenger RNA. The record is from the annotation of a GenBank genome assembly. Lineage: Eukaryota; Fungi; Glomeromycota; Glomeromycetes; Glomerales; Glomeraceae.
AUGUCAAGUCCACAAAAAUAUAACCGAUAUUUUGGAAAAUAUGAAAUUCGAAGUUGUUCUGGAGCUCAAUAUAUAUCCGGUAUAUUAGUUAGUUGUAUUAAAACAAAAGAAUCUUUAUGCAUUAGCGAAUUCUAUGAUUUUUUGUACGCGGAUAAGUUUUAUAAUUCUACGGAUGAUAAUCCUAAAGUUGAUGAAGGAGGAUCAAAUAAAGACGAUGUGGAAACUUCAAUUGCUAAAGAAAUUGCCCAAAUGAAACAACCUCAUAAAUCGCGUCGUUUUGCAUCAAUACAAACUGGAGCUAAUUGCGACAAUCCUCCUGUAAACCCUGUUCAACUCGUUCAUUCUAUUUUGACCGAUUUGUACAAUUCAGAACAAAGAAAGCUAGGUAAUGAAAUAUUGAAACCACGAUUUUAUUCAUUAAAAGACGAUCAACAAAAGAUUAUAGGGCAUAAUCAUAAUGUAGAUAGAAUGGAAUUAAUUACAAUGAUUGCAAAAUUAGUUGAUCAACGCAUAUGUAUUUGUGGAAUGAGUAUUCUCGAGGAUUAUAAUAAGUUGAAAAAGUACAAUAUAAAGAAAAUUUUCGAAGAAUUAAACGAAAAGAAAACAAGUUCCUAUAGAUAUUUAGAAAUUCAAUCGGCAUCACCACUUUCAUUAUUAUCUUAG